UUCACCCAAAGUCCCCAGCCGGCCGAAGUAACAGAGAGACAGAGAUGAGCACAAAGAUGCAAAAAUGGCGGAUUCCUCUAAAGCUCAUGACGCGUCACGACAUCGUUUGCUUCCGCCGUCUCUUACAUAACGGUCCCGACACCGUGGAAGAACUCUUGGACCGUCACUUGGUCAAGAAAGAGAAACCUCUCGACGACGACCUGGCCGAGUUGGAAACUCGGCGCCGACUCACUAGCGCUAGGCGAGAGGCGCUGAGUCUUUACCGAGACAUCCUCCGCGCAACCCGGUUCUUCAUAUGGCCCGACUCACGGGGCGUCAUCUGGCGUGAUGUUCUCAGGGAGAACGCCCGUAAGGAGUUCGAGGAGGCCCGAUUCGAGACCGACCCGGAAGUCGUGACACGGUUGCUUAUUGGAGGUCAUGAUGCCGUGCAAUCGGCUCUCGAUCAGCUCGUGGAAAAACAGAAGCAGCAAAUUGAGAAAGAACGCGGCGGUGGAGAUCGACGGGGUGACUGAUGAUUUGGGGGUAAUUCUGAUUCCGAUCUUGAUUUACAAUCGAAAUGUCUGUUGUGUUUUGAAUUCGUUGCUGGACCGAUGAAGAAUUGGAACAUUUACAUGAUAGAUAGAUUUUACAUAUCAGUUCUAUAUAAUGUAUUAGAGCUUCUGGAUAAAAGGAGUCAAUGGUUUUGAGUUGGGAAAGUCUCCAAGUCUAUGUUAAUGGUUUUCCAAAAGCUCUCAUAGGUUUGUUUUACAACAGAGGCGGCGAAAUUCUCAGAGUAAUUUGAAACCAAAUGCCUAGUCAGGCCAUUUGUUUCCAUGUAUUUUGCUUUAAGAAAUAUUUCUUCAUUCUAUUUUA
This is a messenger RNA of Juglans regia (Persian walnut), 852 nucleotides long. RefSeq lists its product as uncharacterized. Gene Ontology annotation, biological process: mitochondrial respiratory chain complex III assembly. Lineage: Eukaryota; Viridiplantae; Streptophyta; Magnoliopsida; Fagales; Juglandaceae. The coding region runs from base 45 to 512 and encodes 155 amino acids. The transcript has a single exon. The record is from RefSeq and is a predicted model, not a curated record.